This is a messenger RNA of Conger conger (European conger), 2692 nucleotides long. RefSeq names its product ddb1 and cul4 associated factor 17 (gene dcaf17). The record is from RefSeq and is a predicted model, not a curated record. Lineage: Eukaryota; Metazoa; Chordata; Actinopteri; Anguilliformes; Congridae. The transcript is spliced from 14 exons. The coding region runs from base 551 to 2161 and encodes 536 amino acids. Gene Ontology annotation, biological process: protein ubiquitination. Gene Ontology annotation, cellular component: Cul4-RING E3 ubiquitin ligase complex.
GAAGGCGGUUGUUGUCCAUGUGAAAGAGCUUAGAUAUACUCUUCCUUUCUGUUAUUUGUCGCGUUUAAGGAGCACCGUUAAAGGACUUACGUAAAAAAAUGAAAACAAGCUUAUCAUCACGGUUUAACGGGUAGAGUGCUGGCGAAGAGAUUGUUUUGCCAGGUUAUAGCUAAGUUUAACUGCCUACACUCGCAAUCUUGCUAACUAGAGAUUCAGCAUUAACUAACUGACUUUAUUGGGUGGCUGUAUAAAAUAUAUAGGCUGUUAAUGUCGCUAACAUUAGUUAAAACCAAUAAGUUAGUUAACUGACAAGCUAAAUAAUGCAAAGGACACCCAGAGAGCUAUUGCCAUUAGCUUCGUCUCGCUAACUAGCUAGUAAAAGUGAAAUUGAAUCGUAUCUGCAGGCCACUUAACUGAGCUGUGUUAAAUAUAUUUAGGAAUAUAACGUCCGCUUGAAUAGCUAGCGAGCUACAUGUCGAUAUCACUUAGCCUACCUGCUGAGGCGAUUAGUUGGCUACUUGCAUGAGUACGUUGGGUUUUUAAGUUUGCAAUGGAGUCGAGUUCAUCAGCGCGAUCAGAACACCCACCACAAAAGGCAGUUGACCUCGUUUGCCCUCGUGUAAAGUCGGGACCAACAAGAAAAAAUGUCAAUAACGUUAUGUCCAUUAUCUCAAGACGAAAUGGCGUUUUCUCUCAAGAUGCUGGAACGUUGCUCAGAAGAAAUAUGAAAAUUCUUCGACAAAUUGUUCUUCAGGACACCACAAAUUUCACGAAGGUCUGGACAAGGCAUUCAAAGUCCCCAAUCGCAUACGAGACUGGAAGAAUUUACUUCGAAAACUACCGAACUUGCUACAGUAGUAUUCCUUCUAUGCCGCAAUUCCUCUAUGAAUUACCGAAAUGCACCAAAGCAGAGAAGUUGGAAGAUGCGUUAUUGUUUCAAUGUCCGCUAAGUGAAUCACUGCCUAAACCUUCUGACCAAAACCCCUGUCUGCUUGCACUGGCUGCCAAUAACUGGCUAUAUCGCUUCUCAAUAAAGAGUGGAGAACAAAUGCAGAAAGUCUUUCUCUCUCCACAUCAUAAAUUCAGGUAUCUUGGAUGGGAUGUCUCUCAGGAAACAUUUUACAUCAAAUCUAUCCAGAAUAAACAGACACCCCUGGCAAGACAGGCAGGUGUUGAUCAGAGCACUCUUCUAUACCUGGCAGUGUUUAAGGUUGUACCAAUGGAGCUUGUGGGUGUUCUGGAAAUCAGCAGAAGGGUGUUUGGGAGCACUGUUGUGGAUGUGAUUCUGUCUCAAGGGGUCCUGGCAGUUUCUCACAGUUCUAAGGUGAAGCUGUACAGUUUUGAAAACAUUGUACAAAAGUACAGGACAAAGAUGCUGGUGCUUGGAGAGCGGUGUGAAUGGAAUGGAGUUUGGGCAACCGUAGGGGAACCUCCAUUUGGCAUUCCAGUUAACAUCUCCAUCAGUGAUGACAUUCCUGUGUUGUUCGAGGUGUCAUGUUUCAAUAAUGGGAUACAGAUCGGUGGCUACCCAUGGCACUACAUCUUCACACCCAACAACAAACGGCACCAAGGAACCCAUCACAUUUGCUCCCUGCAGGAUGGUUCCCUGGCUAAAAAUGGAAUACAAGAUAUGAAUUGCUACUCACUGGAAUCGGAUUGGAUCUACUUCCACCCUGAUGAUUCUGGUAGAAUUAUUCAUGCUGGGCCAAGCAAAAUACAUGUGCUGAAGAUACUACAUACACAGGAGCGCUGCACACAAUCAGAGGUUGUUCCAGAAUUUUCUAUCACAGUUCACCGAGUCAACAAUACUGCAUCCAAGGACAUUGUCACAUCAUCUGGCCGAGUCGUGAAGCGGAGGUGUCAUCAACUGGAUGACGACCCAGAGCAAGAGACUUUCAGGAUGGUGGAAUAUGAAGAUGAGCUUGACCUCCUUGCAGUUGUGGAAGUGAUCAGUGCAGAAGAGGAAGGGAAGGCCCAUGUUUGUCUCCAUGACAACCAGACUGGGAUGUUCAAGAAGAAAGUCCCUCUGGUGGAAUCCUGGGAUGUAACAUACAGUCAUGAGUUGUUCUUGGACCGGGACACAAUUGUUCACAUUGAACAGAAGAAGAGUAACCAGUUCUACUGUCAUGUUUACAAAAUCACCUGCAGACAAUCAGACUGAAAGCAGGUGUGGAGUGCACACAAUUUGACUUAAACCUCGGUUUGCUGGUGGUCAUUUUAAUUAAUGGUAAAAUGGUAAAUGGCUGGCAUUUAUAUAGCACCUUUAUCGAAAGCGCUGUACAGUUGAUGCUUCUCAUUCACCCAUUCAUACACACACACACACCAAUGCAAGGCACCAGCCAGCUCGUCAGGAGCAUUUUGGGGUUAGGUGUCUUGCUCAGGGACACUUCGACACAUCCAGGGCGGAAUUGAACCGGCAACCCUCCGAAUGCCAGACAACUUCUCUUACCGCCUGAGCCAUUUUAGGUAACAUCUUGGUUACCUAAAAUACUGUAUACCUGAACCACAUAAAAGAACAUUGCUCAUUUAAUUGAAUACUUGUUUGUGAUUUAGUACAUUAUAUUUCUACUCCUUAAAACUUUACUGUAUGUUUGUUUAAUGAGAGUUGCUUAAACUUCCCGUAAGGAUAGCUAGUUGAUCUCUUCAUAAAAUUACUUGUUUGUAUUAAACUAAAUAAAAAAAUUUCUGCAAA